UAUACGUAUCACUGUAAACCCUCCUCCCGCUUUCAGGUUUUGCCGCAGCUGCUCCUUCAGUUGCCAAAGCACAAAAGAAAGAAGGCAAGGGGCGAGAUAUGGUGAGACUAACAGCCGAUUUGAUUUGGAAAAGCCCUCACUUUUUCAACGCCAUUCGCGAACGAGAAUUGGAUCUCCGAGGGAACAAGAUUGCUGUGAUAGAGAACGUAGGAGCUACUGAGGAUCAAUUCGACACUAUUGAUUUAUCUGACAAUGAGAUUGUGAAGCUUGAAAAUUUUCCCCUUUUAAAUCGCCUCGGGACCUUGUUUUUGAACAAUAAUAGAAUUACCAGAAUCAAUCCCAACCUAGGAGAAUUUUUGCCCAAAUUGCAUUCUUUGGUGCUGACUAACAACAGGUUGACGAACCUAGUUGAGAUUGAUCCUCUGGCAUCGCUCCCGAAGCUGCAAUUCCUUAGUCUGCUUGAUAACAACAUUACUAAGAAACCUAAUUAUCGCUUGUAUGUCAUCCACAAGUUGAAGUUUCUACGCGUGCUGGAUUUCAGGAAAGUAAAAAAUAAGGAGCGUGCCGAAGCCAAUGCUCUGUUUGCUUCCGAAGAAGCUGAAGAAGAGGCCAAAAGGGAAUCUGCUAAGACUUUUGUACCAGGUGAAGUUCUUUCUAUCCAAGACGUUGCCAGGGAAGAACCACCUAAACCAGCUGCUCCAACACCUGAGCAAAUCUUGGCUAUUAAGGCUGCCAUUGUGAAUUCGCAAACUCUUGAGGAAGUGGCAAGGCUUGAGCAGGCACUCAAAUCAGGCCAGCUUCCAUCCGAUUUCAAUAUCAGUAAUAAUGAAAUUGUCCCAAAACGUGAAGUUGCUGAGAAGGAUAAUAUGGUUACUGACAAAAUAGAAGAGAAUGAAGAACCUGAACCCAAAAAAGACGGGGAAUCUGAACAGAGUCCAGUUGUAUCAACAAAAAUGGAAGAGGAUUAGGCUGAUCGAUUGCCGAGCAGAUACGCGAAACCUGAUGGAUGUUAUGCUUCUUCCUGAAAUGUGCUUUCGAAACUGGAUUGGAUUGUGCUGUGCUGUGCUUGUUCUAAAUGCAAAGAUUUUGGGGCAGUGAUGUUUGUAAUGGUUGUAGAUUUACAAAUGAGAUUUGGCAAUAUCUGACAUAGUUGAUAAACACCCACCCACCCACCAAAGUUUCAUAUUAGGUCUCUCUCUCUCCAGUGUAUUUCACUUACCUUGUCUUUGAUUGAUUACUUGUAUUUCGUAUCGAGAAUUUGAUC
Messenger RNA from Andrographis paniculata, 1264 nucleotides. Its product is annotated as U2 small nuclear ribonucleoprotein A'. The coding region runs from base 99 to 968 and encodes 289 amino acids. The record is from RefSeq and is a predicted model, not a curated record. Gene Ontology annotation, biological process: mRNA splicing, via spliceosome. Gene Ontology annotation, molecular function: protein binding; U2 snRNA binding. The transcript is spliced from 6 exons. NCBI's taxonomy places the organism in Eukaryota, Viridiplantae, Streptophyta, Magnoliopsida, Lamiales, Acanthaceae.